AUGGCUGAGAAGCACAGUUUUGGGAUCUUACCUGUGACCUGUCAUGCAUUUAGUGGGGAUAGAAAUGGGUUGGCUUUGGCACUGAAUGAUAAUGAAGUGAAGAUCUAAAAAAGUGGUCCAAACUGGCAAGAAACAAACACCCUUACUGAGCAUGGGCAGCGGGUUACUGGUAUUGAUUGGGCCCCCAAGUCAAACCGGAUUGUCACCUGUGGUGCUGAUAGGAAUGCAUAUGUAUGGACUUUCAAGCAGGAACGAUGGAAACCCGACUUGGUCAUUUUGAGAAUCAACCGUGCAGCGACUUGUGUAAAGUGGUCUCCUAAAGAAAACAAGUUUGCAGUGGGCAGUGGAGCAAGGCUGAUCUCCGUGUCUUACUACGAGGACGAGCACACAUGGUGGGUGAGCAAGCAUAUCAAGAAGCCUAUCCGUUCCACUGUCACCUGCUUGGACUGGCAUCCUAACAAUUAUUUGAUUGCUGCCGGAUCUACAGACUUCAAGGCCAGGGUGUUCUCUGGCUAUAUCAAAGAGAUUGAAGAGAAGCCUGAGCCUUGUGUAUGGGGUUCAAAGAUGAUUUUCGCUAAUCUGAUGGCUGAAUUCAGCAACGGUGGUGGUGGCUGGGUCCAUGCUGUGUCUUUCUCACCAAGUGGAGACAAAAUUGGUUGGGUUGCUCAUGACUCCAGUGUAUGUGUUGCCGAUGCAACCCAAGAUAACAGGCUGGUGGUGGUCAAAGACAGCUUCCUUCCCUUUAUGGGCAUUACCUGGGUGACUGAGAACAGUCUUGUGGCUGCGGGUUAUGACUGCAACCCAAUGCUGUUCACUUACAAUGCUUCCCAAGGCAAGCUGUCAUUGGUCAGUAAACUGGACAUACCCCAAGAAAAAGAGGCUGGCACCAUUAGGCAGGUUUCUUGUGAUGCCACAGCCAAUGGGCAAAACAACGGGUGCGAAGAUGAGGAGCAAGCAGAAAUGGAAGUUAUCAUGAAUGCCAUGAACCGCUUCAGAAGUCUAGACAAAAAGGCUUCCUCAGGUGACACCGCUACAGAGCUGAAGACCCAGCACCAGAACACCAUAAGCCAAGUGUCCGUGUUUGAAGGCACCAAGGCCCAGUGCCGUAAAAUCUCCACUUCAGGUGUGGAUGGCAGCAUCAUCAUCUGGGACCUGCACUCCCUGGAGAAGAGCAUCCAAAACCUCAAGAUCGCCUAACUCUGGGUUCUUCGCUUGCUCGGCUUGUUGUCCGGACAUGCUCCAGACAGCGCGACCCAGAGUGCCUUUGUGGUUUAUGCCUUACAAUAUCUCCCUACAGCACAAAAUUCACGAACUUUUUGUCUGGCUCUUGCGACCAGGACAAUAAACUCCGACCUUUCGACCCUAGCUUACCUCUCCUUUCUAUAGCUAUUAAUGAACUUUAUCGUUAAGGUCUAUUCGCGACGGCAUCAGAAAGUUUGUACUGGGAUUCACACGACGUCGCGCCUCCGCCUUUGGGGACUGUGUUCACGAGACCUUUAUACCUUCCUUUCCAGCUGUUUGCGUAGCGGUUUCCUUGUUUUAAUUCCAUCCUCACUUUCUGUCCCUUAAGGGUGAAGUUGUCGUCAUUGGCAAGAUAUUUGCCGAUGGUUAUCAUUUUGUUCUGCACAGGCAGUAUGUUUUAUGUAGAUGUCGGGUGAUAGCUUUGAAGUGUUCGUCACGGGACGCUAUGACUGAGAAACGUGCAAUGAGUGUAGCUUUGCUGUAUGCUGUAGAUUUUUUUCUUUUUUGAAAUAAACGUUUCUACUUGGGGA
This is a messenger RNA of Pomacea canaliculata, 1772 nucleotides long. Its product is annotated as actin-related protein 2/3 complex subunit 1A-like. The record is from RefSeq and is a predicted model, not a curated record. Lineage: Eukaryota; Metazoa; Mollusca; Gastropoda; Architaenioglossa; Ampullariidae. Gene Ontology annotation, molecular function: actin filament binding. Gene Ontology annotation, biological process: Arp2/3 complex-mediated actin nucleation. Gene Ontology annotation, cellular component: actin cytoskeleton; Arp2/3 protein complex.